AUGCGGCAAGGUGGUACCCUCUUGACAGUUAAUGGGUCACAGGUAGCAUUCAUACAUACCCUCUUGGCGCUUGGGGCUUUCGGCGCCGCGUUGGUUCUCGGGUGCUACUUACACUACCAGAAAAUUGUCAAAAACGAGUGGUAUGGAUAUCCUCAAGAGUGGUUUCCCUCCGUCAGUGCAACAAUAGGCGACUACUACCCAGAAAGGCCGAUUUUUCAAAUUUUGAUCGCAUUCAACUCGGGACCUCGACUUCUUCUGGUUUACCUAACUUACGUUUUCCAAACUCAUUUUUCUGGCAAAGCUUCUACUACCGCUAGCAAAUUUGUUGCUCUGUGUGGUUUUCUACGCACUGUUUCUUGUGGAGGCUGGGUUUAUAUCACCAGUAGUGAUGACCACUUUUGGCAUGAUGUGAUGAUGAUUUCCUAUAUCGUUCUCACCAUUCCUUGGCAACUCGGCAAUGUCAUUCUUUCGCCGGAAGCGGUGUUACGUACCGGUAACAAAUACCGCCGGAGAUUCAGCGGCCUGUUCUUCCUCAGCACCAUCCCCUUGGUGUAUUUUUUCCUGCAGCACAAAGUGAAGCGGGUCCCAGGUGCUUACACAUAUUACGCGUUCAUCGAAUGGAGUUUGAUUCUAUAUGACGUUCUUUAUGAUUCCAGUACCAUUAUCGACUUUGUCCAUUUGGAUUUUACCGUGAAUGCUUCACCCAAAAGCAAAGCUGAUAUCGCAAAGAACCUACUCGGCGGUGAAGGCAGUCUUUCGCAAGGAGCUUCUCGCUCGAAUCCUCUAGAAAAGUCACGCAAGAUAGCUUCCAGGCCCUCUGUGAACAAUUUUUCCAGAGGAUGCAGUUUCAGUGAAACGAUGCAAUUCAGCGCACAAGUUUUCUUUGGCUUCAUAUUCUGGACUACGCUUACCGCUGUCGGACCAGUCAUAUUCUACUUUUCGGUUUGGAGUAUGGGUUUGGACGGCCAAGAGGUCUUGCUAUUUGCAACCGUAGCACCUUUCAUACUCUGUUCGACCCUCUUCAGAUCUUUCUUUCGGAAAACCUUGCCCAUGAUUCAGCUCCUCUCCCUUCUAAGUAUGGGGUCGUACUUAGUCGACCGGGAUUUGUUUUAUGACGAUGCGGUACUUCGACUUCAACUGACUACCAUUGCCGUGGGCCUCUGCACGACCUUACAAACGUUCAACUUAUUCCAGAGCAAACUUCAAAGUCAAUUGGAACUUGAAAAUUGUUCCAUGGCUCUAGGCAUUGGGCUGAUUGCUAGCGUACUGGUUAAAUACGCCAAUUAUUCUUUGAACCCGAUGUGGCCCAUUAUGAGGAAAAACAACGGCGGGUUUCACAGGAUUGGACUAAUCUUAGGUAUCAUUAGUAGUCUCUAUCUGUGUUCUAACUCGACGAGCGAAUCCACACCGGAGGAGGAAGAUUCGCCACUUUUAUCGCCAGCUUCAGACAACUCGCCGCGUUCAUCUAGCCCCGCCAGCUCAGCCCAUUCGACAAGCUCAGAAGACUUACCUCUUGCGAUCACUCACAACUCACACGGGCCAGUUUGGUGGAGAGCAGUUCUGGGAUUUGGCGGAAUCAUGUUCCUAAUUCACACACUUUUUACGGAUUCGGGUACUAUGAUUGCUUGGGUAUGGGACGGGUAUCCGAUCACGGGACCUCUACCACUCCAACAUGGCUGCUGGAUGCUUCUGGCGAUGUGCAUAGGGCUUUUCUUACCGCUCAUAUCUGGGGACGAGAUGCUUCACCAUCCGCGAUGGCUACUAUUGGGCUGCACUAUGGCGUUUGGUCUGUAUAGCUUCCACGGAUGGCUUGGGUUCGCGUCUGGCCUUCUUCUGUGCAUUUUUUGCCUCAGUAUCUUCCCCCGAUAUCUACAGGAUCUAGUGACCAGCUCUCAAUCGGGUGGAUGGUGGAAGGUGGCUGCAGGAUUCGGUUUCGGAUAUCUGAUAUACGAUAUGAUGGAAUUAUGCCACACCUUUACGGUUGCUUAUGCCUUCGUGCCACUUGCAGCGGCGUUUCGUGAGCGCACGGAUGUGAUACUGCUUGUCACGAUGGCACUUAUCAGUCUAGGAUAUUUCCAACCUCGCACAAGUCAACAACCCACCUUGUCGUUCCCAAACCCUAGACGGCUUAAUUCGAUAAAGGUUAUCAAGAGCAUGUUGGGCUUGUUGGCAUUUGCCUCAGUUAUGGUGAUGCUCAAGCGGACUGCCUCCAAAGGAGAUGUUCAGCCUUACCACCCUGAAAACAGGACCUUUAAAGCUGGAAUCUGGACCGUCCAUUUUGGGGUUGAUAGUGGAAUGUGGGAAAGUCAACGUAGAAUCAAAGACAUUGUCGAAGAGUUAGAAUUAGAUGUCAUCGGACUCCUAGAAACAGAUCUACAGAGAAUUGUUAUGGGGAACCGGGAUCUGACUCAGUAUGUAUCCGAGGAGCUAGGAAUGUAUGUAGAUAUCGGACCUGGCCCAAACAAGCACACUUGGGGCGCUGCGUUGUUGUCAAAAUUUCCAAUCAUCAAUUCCACCCAUCACCUUCUCCCAUCACCGCACGGAGAGCUAGCCCCAGCAAUUCAUGCCACACUCGACAUGUGGGGCACCCAUGUUGAUGUGAUUGUCAGUCACAACGGACAGGAAGAAGACCCCGUCGACCGAACUUUGCAAUCUACAAAACUUGCUGAGAUUAUGCGAACAGCUUACCCGAAGCCAUUCGUCUUUUUGGGAUACGUGGUCUCGCAGCCGCAUGCACCGAGGCCUGCACCUUACCAAAUCCUCGUGGAGGAUGGCCGCAUGCUCGAUAUUGAACGUGCCGAUACCGAUCGAUGGUGCGAGUACAUAUUAUUCCGAGGCUUAAAGCGACUUGGUUACGCACGUGUCACAAGGGGUUCUAACCCAGCAGUAACAGAUACCGAACUGCAGGUUGGCAUGUUCCAAGUCGCGCCGAGCUGGGUACUUGUCGACCCGGAUCGAGACUCAUCCGAUUAUCAGCGGGCUUCGCCAGACUUCAUUGCCCCGGCGAGCAGAUUUUCGGCCAAGGUCGGUUCGGCUGAAGGGUUUAAAGGCCAUCGAUACCACGUGCUUCGGGAGCAGUUCGGAACAGAUGUGGUCUACUAUCGAAUGUGA
This is a messenger RNA of Puccinia triticina, 3111 nucleotides long. RefSeq lists its product as uncharacterized. The transcript is spliced from 18 exons. Lineage: Eukaryota; Fungi; Basidiomycota; Pucciniomycetes; Pucciniales; Pucciniaceae. Gene Ontology annotation, cellular component: endoplasmic reticulum. The record is from RefSeq and is a predicted model, not a curated record. Gene Ontology annotation, biological process: GPI anchor biosynthetic process; fungal-type cell wall organization. The coding region runs from base 1 to 3111 and encodes 1036 amino acids.